Messenger RNA from Guyanagaster necrorhizus, 1185 nucleotides. RefSeq lists its product as uncharacterized. The transcript has 2 exons. The record is from RefSeq and is a predicted model, not a curated record. NCBI's taxonomy places the organism in Eukaryota, Fungi, Basidiomycota, Agaricomycetes, Agaricales, Physalacriaceae. Bases 1 to 1185 code for a protein of 394 amino acids.
AUGGCCAUGGAUGUAAUGUGCGUUCUUCCACAGGAACUCGUCGAUCACAUCAUCGACAGCAUUGGAGAUGAUCAAGAGACUCUCCAAGCGUGUGCAGUCGUUCGCCAAUCGUGGACCUCAGCCAGCCAGCGCUCAUUAUUUCGACAUGUCAGGCUCACUAACCGGAACCUGCUAGUACUAUUCCAGCAGGUCAUCUCAUCCUCACUACGUCUUGCCAAUUUCACGAAGCACCUCGAGGUAGUCGACACGGCGACACGGCGAUCUCAGCAAUGGAUCAUAUCUUCUUCCAACCAGCUAUCUGUCUUGUUACCCCUACUCUCCAAUUUAAACAGCAUCAUAUUCGACUUCAACACUAUGCCUUGGCGAGAGGUGGCCCGAAUGGAAGAUGUUUUGCGCCAGGCAUUCCGCAUGCCAAAUCUCGUACACGCCACAUUGGACGGUAUACGGGAAACAUUUACUUCCGUUUGGGCUCUCACACUAUUUGAAGGGUCGCUCGUCAAGGCCAUUAGCCUUCGGAAUAUUUAUGUCAGCCGUGAAUCACCAAAUCGGAGUCCAGAUUCGCCUAAGAUUCGCUUACCAUCCGUCGAGUCCCUUUCGUUGGUAUGCCUAGGGAGUCUACACGUACUAGACUCUCUUCGGGAGAUCACUUUUUCGGCUCUUCGGGAGUUAUCUGUGCUUGUAGAAUCUUGGGACGAAGUUUUAGCCGUGUCUAAGAUAGCAGGAAACCUCUCUCUUGAUACCCUAGCGCUGCAUUGGGACACUCAGAGUUUUCGAGCCGACGGCGACCUCACGCCUACCCUGAAUCCCAUACAACUCGGACGUCUUCCCCAUAUACAUUUCCAACCCUUCCCACUAUCCUCCAAAUCGUAUGGCAUGUACGCCCCAUUGGAGGUACCACUCUGGUGGGCGACAUACUUCCGCCAAGUCUCAGACAGCUUCCUUCGGACCAUUACAGUGACUUUUCAUAAAAAGUCUGGGGUUUCCGAGCACGAUCAUGAUCAGUGCCUUCUGGAAAUGUCCAGCUGGAAUCAGCUUGACGCAGCUCUUUCGCCGACUCUUCGUCUCCGGGACGUUAUUCUCAGUGAUGAGUAUUUACAGUCUGAUGGUUGCGAAGACGAAGGCAUCCGAGGUAGGGUGAGGCAGGCAUUUCCACUGCUCUAUGAACGUGGUAUCUUGCGAUUCUGA